AUGACGCACUGUAGCCACCCCCACUCCUUGUCUUCCAAUUCCUGCACCCUCGUACGAUACGCACUAAUGAUCGACGCGGGCCCAACCGGCUCCAGAAUCCAUGUCUACAUUAUCAACAACUGCGGCCCUUCCCCUGAAUACGAAUUGAGGGCGCUGCUUUGCACGGGUACACCUGUAGCCGUCAAAGCUACCGCUGUACUUCGUUUGUUACGGGGCUCACAGAGCGCUGAUAUUUUGGAGGCGGUGGAAGGGAGGAUUCGGUCAUCCUAUCCCUUCCAAACACAGGAAAAAGAUGGGGUAGUGAUCAUGGAUUUCAAAGACGAAGGCGUAUACGCGUGGAUAACGGCCAACUAUCUCUUGGGUACCAUCAAUGGCGCUUCUACGCAAAUCGUAUUCGAACCCGUGCUCGCUUCGUCGGAUAUGCAGCUCGAGGACGGAGAACAUAAGUACGAUCUGCAGUUCGGCGGCCGGAACCAUGUGUUGUACCAACACUCAUACUUGGGGUCUGGUUUGAUGCGUGCACGGAGACACGUUCAUAGAUUGGCGGAUUUCAUGUCGAUGUUGCAGGGUACGAAGCCGAAGGCGGUGGUGGGGAAUCCGUGUCUUGCGAGGGGUACACGGAUGGUUGUGACUGUCAAGGAUGAAGUGACAGGUGUGGAGAGGAAGGUGACGAUGGAUGGGGGGGACAUUGGGUCUUUUGAGGCGUGUGAUAGGGUGGUGCAACUUGUAUUGGCAAAGGACGCGGAUGUCAGCUGGAGGUUUGCGAGAGGGCCUAAAAAGCACCAAGUCAGGAGGGUGGAUGACUCGUUUGUCAGACGUCAAAUUUUACCGAAGCCUUAA
Laccaria bicolor S238N-H82 is the source of this 840-nucleotide messenger RNA. RefSeq lists its product as uncharacterized. The record is from RefSeq and is a predicted model, not a curated record. NCBI's taxonomy places the organism in Eukaryota, Fungi, Basidiomycota, Agaricomycetes, Agaricales, Hydnangiaceae. Gene Ontology annotation, cellular component: membrane; Golgi apparatus. Gene Ontology annotation, biological process: protein N-linked glycosylation; nucleoside diphosphate catabolic process. Gene Ontology annotation, molecular function: UDP phosphatase activity; GDP phosphatase activity. Bases 1 to 840 code for a protein of 279 amino acids. The transcript has 4 exons.